ACAAAUAAAAUGAAGUAUUCUCUCUAAUGCAACUUGAGUAAAAUUAUUUCGAGAAGUUGCGGCCAUUCAUUUCAAAAAACGGGCUUUACCACGUGUUUCAUACAGUGUAUUUUUAUACAUCUAUUGGGAGUGUUCCUUUUAAUUAACAUCUAUUUAAAGUCAAACAUAGGCCUUGCGCAUUUUUUAAACGUAAAGAUUGACAAACCGACAGCAGUACUACAUAUUUACUAAUUUUAAUCAAAAUUUUGUCUUCUACUAUGAUAACAAUUGCCGCAUCGACGGCCGAUUGCGAAACUUACGACAGCGACUCUAAAUACCAUCCAACUAUUAUGACAAUCAUGAGUGAAGCUUUUUUAGAAUUGCGAAAUGAAUAUCCCGAUUUGGAUGUAGUGAUCCGCAGCAUACUAAUGGCCCGUUCGCAGGAAGGAGCAACAAUUUCCGAUAUCAAAGACGAUUACCGAAAAAAUACGGGGAACGUGUUUCCAAUUUUUCAAAGCAUCACCGAAUUUUUACUCUCCAUCCCGUUGGUAACAGCAUUUUGUAAUGAAGAUGGUAAACUCAUUUUCAAUGUCCGCCCCACGGAUAGAACAAAACACAUCUUCGAUAUGGUUCAACAACAAAAGCCGCAACAAUAUCAACCCCAACAACAUCAACCUCAACAGCAACAACAUCAGACUCAUAAACAGCAAGAUGUUCAGUACAACCGACAAAGAGGAGUGGAACCUCGUCUCAAUAACAUUUCAAAGGGUACAACUGGUUAUGAUCAAUCUUGGUAUCACAAUAACAAACAAAAUGAUUAUCAAAGUAAUUUAAAAUUUAUAGAUAAGAAUAAUAUUGACAACAACAAAGAACAGUUACCAAUAAACAUUAAUGUUGUACAAGCAAAUCCGAAUAUAGACAAAUCAAAGAUACAACCUAUCAGCGGAAAUAAAAUAUUCGGAAAUUAUGUUGCAGAAGCAAACAACAGUAAUUACUACCAGGAUAACUGCAAUCAUCUCUUCAAUAGACUAUACAAUCAAUCAAAAGCGGUGGCACAAAAUUUUGGAAAUAACAUCAUUGGCAGUUCACAAUCGAACUUGAAUAAUGGAGUGUCAAAAUAUCAACCUAAUCAAGCGAAGUCCAUAAUUUAUCCAACACAAACCAGAUCAAAUCAACAGCAGAACUAUUGUAACACAAAUAAGCUUGAAAAGCAAUUUCCUACAUUCAAUCAUCCGAUAUUGAAGUCAAGUGGUCCAAACACAAAUCGAGCUUCUUCACCCUCAUGUACGAGAAGUAGUCGGGAUAACAAUUCAAUAUAUACCUCAGAUUCUGACUACGAAGCUCAUCUUUUGGACUUUCCUUUGUUGGGUGAUGAUUUUUUCCUCUUUUUAGCACGCAUGGAACUUCGGUGUAAAUUCAAAAAAUAUGGCAAAGUAUUGCAGAGUGGAUUGUGUGUAUCUGGACAAACAAUUUGUGCUGCAAUCAGAAGAGUACACCAAUUGGAUGAUCAACACCGGAGUAUUAUUGUCAACAUCGGAUCUGUGGACAUAAUGAAGGGGCGGUCAUUAGUACAAAUAGAACAUGAUUUUCGUGAACUAAUUAACGUAAUCUUUAAAAAAGGAUUUACUCCCAUUCUAACGACACUAGCCCCUCUGGCAAAUUAUGCACACGACAAGCAAGUUAAGACCAAGUUGGAACGUUUCAACCAUUUCAUUAAAAACGAGGGUAAAUUCCUGGUUGUAAUGGAUAUAUGGGCUUGCUUGGUAAAUGAAAAAGGUCAAAUAUUAUUUGAUUGUUUUCAAAACGAGCCGCGAAUGGUAUCAGGUACAUCAGAGCCCUAUGUGUUUUGGAACAAAAUUGGCCGCCAACGCGUUUUACAAUUAAUAGAGUCCCAAUUAGAAUAUUAAAGUCACUUCUCACUUUUAAUUCGCCAGAGGAAGAAGUAUUCUAACGGCUACCUUGUUUUCUGUAAAGUUUUAAUUCGUACUUUUAACUUGUGUUGUUUUUAAAACUGUAUUUCUGUCCUCAUAUUAAGCAUAAUUUUUUACAAUAAUUUGUUAUAAUAUGGCCUAAUUUUUUUUUUUUUCAUUCAAUAUACAUAGAUCUAGAUUAACUCUCAUUGUAUAUAUAUACAUACCUAUAUACCUAUGUAUAUGCAUAUAUAUAUAUUAUAUGUGUAUAUAUAUACGUAUACUUAUUUAUGUAGAUAUUUACAUGGUCGACCAACGCUAUAUUUGUCCCAGUGAAUUCAAUGGGAUUCAAUCGGAUUCAAUGGGACAAGUGCAGACUUAAGGAUGCUUGAAGAGUUUCAUUAAAAUAUAUAUUUGUGCACAAUAUGUGUUAGUUAAUGAGGCUUUUGAAGAUUUUAUCCUUUUCAAAACAAGUAUUCCAUAGAAAAUGUAUGUACUACGGCUUUUACGGAGUCAAUACCGGUGUUGAUUUUGGAUAAUUGUAUAAGCUGACACAUUUUCUAUGCAAUAGCUAAGUAUUAUCUUUAAUUUAAAUAUUGUACAAUAUAUUUAAAAACUGUAUGCAUGUACUCACUUAAAGGUAAAUAUGAACGAGCCACAACUUUAAUAUUGAAAUUAUAAAAAUAGAUUAAUGAUUCUCUGAAGAUGUAAAUCUUUGGUUAUGUCAUAUUGUAAUUGAUAAAUUUAAAUUUAUAUGCCUAGUUGAUAUAGAAAAUUCAUUUGUAAAAUAAAUAAUAAAUUCAUUGUAAUGUAAGUCCUUUGUGUUAAGUAUUUUGUGAUUAGACGUAAGUUAAAAUAAAAGCUUCAAAAUAAAGCAAA
Ceratitis capitata (Mediterranean fruit fly) is the source of this 2768-nucleotide messenger RNA. Its product is annotated as maternal effect protein oskar. The transcript has 5 exons. The coding region runs from base 258 to 1886 and encodes 542 amino acids. NCBI's taxonomy places the organism in Eukaryota, Metazoa, Arthropoda, Insecta, Diptera, Tephritidae. The record is from RefSeq and is a predicted model, not a curated record.